Messenger RNA from Eubalaena glacialis (North Atlantic right whale), 2250 nucleotides. RefSeq names its product lamin tail domain containing 1 (gene LMNTD1). Gene Ontology annotation, cellular component: nuclear envelope; cytoplasm. Lineage: Eukaryota; Metazoa; Chordata; Mammalia; Artiodactyla; Balaenidae. The coding region runs from base 963 to 1772 and encodes 269 amino acids. The record is from RefSeq and is a predicted model, not a curated record. The transcript has 11 exons.
CGGGUUACAGCCGCCGCUCCCCUGCUCCCCCGCCCGCGCCUCGCCGGUCCGCCCGCGCCGGGAGACAGUGUAACGGAACUGGGACGCCAGCGCUGCAUUGUGGGAGCUUUUAAAGCGGCGGGGAGCGCGGCGCGGCCGCUCGGGCUCUCGGUCCCCCGCCUCAUACCCCCCAGCACGGCCCCCACGCCGCCCGGCCGGUCGCACACCCCCAGCCAGCCGAGGCCCGUGGACCCGAAAGCCAGAAAUGGUGAGAUGACCGGUGCCUCGCUGACUCUUACGGAGCAAAAUCUUCCAUAGCCCGGGGAUGAGACUUGCAAAACUGUCCUCCACCGUCACCCCGGAAAGUAGGAGGCUUUUUCUGCGGACGCUUUAAAAAAAAAAAAAAAAAAAAGGCCCUUCCAUCCCCUCAGGACUGGGUUUGAAUUGCUUUUCAUCUGGAGUGGCAAUGAUUCAGCGACCCCCUUCUCAGCAGCAGGCAGUGACAGAGACAGGAGACGAAAAACACAGCGAAUGAAUCAGACAGAACUCUGGAAAGCAAGCAGCUUCCUCUUCAUGUCCGAACCUGCCACGGGUCUAACAUGGCAUUUAGAGAGAUGAGAGGCAGGCUGCCCACUCGGAAGCACCAUCUCACCCUUCAGGAAGAGCUCCCAAAUUAAGGAUCCCAAAGAUUCCAUACAAGCAGCUACAUAGAAAUGAAGCUGGCGCUGCAGAGGUGAUCUGGAUGCAGUAAGAAAUGCAGGAAGAUGCCCACAAAUAAAAAUUGACAACUGAGAAAACAGAAAUCUGGCUAUAUCAUCCAAGGGAUUCCACUGGACCCUGCUGCCUCUCAGAAUUCAGUGAAACUCAGGACCUUGCACUGACUUGGCGACUUUGCUGGACAACACGUAGGCGUUAUAUUUUUAUGCGGCCAUGAAACAACUGCAGCGAUUGCGAAAAGAAAAGAGACCUCUCUUCCAGCCAAGAUGAAAGACACACAAGCCACUCAGGAAAUUUCAGCGGUCCUGCAGAGUGAAGUCCAUGAGCAGGAAGAUGAAAUGGAAUAUCAAGCGCAUGCUCUUGGAGACAUUAAAAUAGCUGAAGUGAAUGUCAAAGGUUUAUGCGUGAAGCUCAUUAACUCUUCCGUUGACAAAGAACUGGAAAUUGGAAAUCAUAUUCUCCAACAAAAUGUGGAUGGACAAACAGUCUCUCUGUACCAAUUCCUUCCCAAUAUCAUAAUGCAGGCCAAUUCCACGGUAACAGUCUGGGCAGCAGCAUCUGAAGCAAAGCACCAGCCACCAUCAGAUUUUCUUUGGAAGGAACAAAACAGAUUUAGGACAAGCCCAAAUUGUACAACAAUCCUGUGCAAACCUAAUGGUGAAGCUGUUGCCUGGUACACUCCUAUUCACUGGAAGCAAGCAUGGGAGAAAUUAGAGACUGACAUUGAAUGUGACAGAUGCUCAGUAGUAAGUCCAACAUCUCAAAGGCACAUGUUUCAUUGGCCAGCAGCUACAACUACAACUAAAGAAAAACAAGAUCAAUCUAAGAAAGAUAUCUCAAAAUAUCAGGUGGAACGAGUUCGAGCUUCUCUUACAAGAGAAAAAGAAAUCCCACCAACCCUUUUCCCCAAUCGCAGCCCUUGGUGCCACAGUCCCAAUGUCUCUGCACACCCUUACUGUCCCCUGAUUGAUCCUCACAACACCUACAUGACUGAACGCAGCUUAGACAGACAGCCCAGGUCUCAGCCAGCCAAGCCUGAUCCAGCCAGAAAUUUCUUAUUUAAAUCCUCUAAAUAAAGCUUUUAGAGUUGGUGUUAUUAGCCCAGGAUCUGUUAAUGGACUUCAGGAAGUCCAUGAAUCUGGCUAAACUUGGAGAAAAAAAUGUAAUGCCUAUAUGAUGUUUUCUGGCAAGAAAGUCCAUGCGGUUCACCAGAUGCUGCCAAAUGAUUAAGAAGAACUGAUUAGACACAGUGCGGAUUCUAAGCUGUGGAGAAAGACUUUCAUGGAGCAGCUGUAUCCUGGUGAGGUUAUAAUGAUUUGCAAACUUAUACUUAGCAGAGGGAUGCUUUUUUAAAUGAAAUCUUUGCAGAAUCCCAGUAUAUGAAAUGGAUAACAGGAGACCCGUCCAAGAUGAAGAGUGAUUCCCACUACCCACUACAUCCAUCUUCUUCUUUCCUCCUUCCCUGUGACCUUUGAGACACCUCUCUGGAAUCACAGGAUUCUGUACACACAGUAUAAGAACCACCAUCUUAGUAUGCUAACACAUGUUGGGAAA